Molecule: messenger RNA, 876 nt
Organism: Pichia membranifaciens NRRL Y-2026
Lineage: Eukaryota; Fungi; Ascomycota; Pichiomycetes; Pichiales; Pichiaceae
Exons: 1
Coding region: 1-876 (291 amino acids)
Biological process (GO): heme oxidation
Molecular function (GO): heme oxygenase (decyclizing) activity
Source: RefSeq, a predicted model, not a curated record
AUGACCCUUCCAUCGCAGCACACUACCCGUAUCAACCAGCAGGAAAUCAUUCCUGCGAAGAACGACGUCGGGGCAUUGGCUAACAGAAUCAACACGGAGACAAGGAGUCUUCACAACCAGAUCGACAAGAUGGUCACGCUCAAGUUUGCUCUUGCUGUCAGGGACCCAAAAAUCUACAGACAGGGUAUUCAGAUGUUCUACCACAUCUUCAGCGCUAUCGAAGACUGCUUGGAGCGGGAGUUGAGCGGCAACAACAAGUACACAGAGAUGUUCAAAGCCAUCUACAAGCCCCAGAUGCUUAGAAGAGCGAAGUUGCACCGGGACUUGAUGUUCUUCUACGACGGGCACGAGGAGAAGUUCGAGAAGCCGAUUCUCACCAAGCAGAUUGAGUUUGCCGACUACAUCCGCAAAACGACUGCAGAGCACCCAUACCUUUUACUGGCAUACAUGCACGUGCUCUACUUGGCGCUCUUUGCCGGUGGAAGAAUCAUGUCCUCGCAGGUUACCAAGAGUCUACGGCUCUUCCCUCAGGUUGAGGGCAAGUCGUAUGACGAGAUUGUGGCCGAGGGCACGAACUUCUACAAGUUCGACGUGGAGGACAUGGAGGUGCUCAGAAUCCUCUACAAGAGGGACUACGAGCUCCAGACAAGAAACUUCUUGACCGAGGAGGAGAAGGAGGAGAUCAUCAACGAGUCCAAGUACAUCUUCAAGGAGACUGCCGAGGGCAUCAAGGAGAUCGAGAAUCACAAUCUACAGAGAAUCAAGGGCACCAUCGGAUACCACGUCUUCACCAAGGGGUACUACGCGGCGAUCUCCGUGCUGCUUGUGCUCAUCUGCUACAUUGCAAAGAGAAUUGUGUUUGCGCUGCUACACUAG